Molecule: messenger RNA, 1874 nt
Organism: Actinia tenebrosa (Australian red waratah sea anemone)
Lineage: Eukaryota; Metazoa; Cnidaria; Anthozoa; Actiniaria; Actiniidae
Product: high affinity cGMP-specific 3',5'-cyclic phosphodiesterase 9A
Biological process (GO): signal transduction
Molecular function (GO): 3',5'-cyclic-nucleotide phosphodiesterase activity
Source: RefSeq, a predicted model, not a curated record
GGUCUCGUUGCGAGGCACCCGGAUGGAGAAAUCAACAUGUAAACAACGUGUUAAUAUCAAUGGAAGACUUGAUCAAAAAUUAUCAUCAUGUGCGAAUCAGAUUUAUCCUUGAAGAAGUAACCGCUAGUUUAUAGUGGCUAAUUUAAUUUAAAAUCUUCUCUCCUGAAGAAGUCAUGGCGGCAAAAGUGAUUUAUUUUAAAGUUGGAGAGAAAGACGAGCAGGCAGAGUUCGGACCGGACGUUCCUACUGAGGACAUCAAAGAGUUGUUUCGAUGUGCUGCUGAAGCAAGCCCUUACGAUAUUUUAAAACUCUACAAUACCAAGGGAAAUUUGGUAAAUAUAUCGUCAAAACUGCAGGAGAACUCUCCCGAAACACGCUACCGGCUCGACACUGUGGCGACGAGCUGUACAGCUUGCGGAAUUUGUGAAACAGGUCAGAAAUUAGAGGCUUUAGAGAAAAGACUAGAGAAUUUGGAAAGAGAAAUAUUGAUAGAGAAUGGAGAGACUCCAUCAGUGGUAAAGGACAUCAAGUCAAAAGUGGAUUCUUUUAGAGAUAAACUAGAGAGUGUGGAGCACUUAAGUUGGCUCGGCCUUUUCAAAGAAAUGUCCAGUGGCACACGUAGAUCAGGAACUGCAAAACCAAUUCUUGCUAGAAAAACAUCAGAAGAAUUCCAAAAUGUAUUUAAGAAAUUUAAGAAACUAUCAACUGCAGAAUUAUCAGAAGAAACAAGAAAUAUUUUGAAAAAGCCGACAUUUGACAACUGGCAAUGGGAAGAGGAAGAAAUGUUAUACCUAUUACAACAGAUGUAUGUGGAUUUAGGAUUAUUAGACUCGUUUAACAUUGAGAGAUCAACACUACAAUAUUUCCUGUACGAGGUGUAUCGACAUUAUAACCCAGCGCCAUUCCAUAAUUUUAGACACGCGUUUUGCGUCACCCAAAUGAUGUAUGGUUUAAUAUGGAUGACAGAUAUCUCGUCAAAAAUUGAACCUCAUGAAAUCUUGAUCAUGUUGACAUCAGCACUGUGUCACGACUUGGACCAUCCGGGAUACAACAACGCUUAUCAGAUCAACGCAAGAACAGAGUUGGCAUUAAGAUAUAACGAUCUAUCGCCCUUAGAGAAUCACCACUGUGCUGUAGCAUUCGAUAUCAUGUCUCAGAAUGAAUCAAAUAUUCUUAAGAAUGUUAGUCCCGAGAUGUUCAAAAAGAUGCGUGAAGGAAUGAUAAAGUGUAUACUAGCGACAGAUAUGGCCAGACACUCGGAGAUUCUCAAGAACUUUAAAGAAAUGCUUAAAUCUGGCUUUAAGUUCGACAAUGAGGGUCAUAAAUUAAUGUUGAUGCAAAUAAUGAUCAAAGUAUCAGAUGUGUCUAACGAAGCACGACCCAUGGAUGUAGCUGAGCCUUGGUUAGACUGUUUACUACAAGAAUUCUUUACUCAGAGUGAUGUAGAGAAGAUGGAGGGGUUACCAGUAGCGCCAUUCAUGGAUAGAAAUAAAGUAACCAAACCGUCUGCACAGAUUGGAUUCAUCAAAUUUGUCUUGAUUCCUUUAUUCGAGGCUCUUGGAGAAUUAUUCCCAAUUCUAGAGGAACAUCUUAUUUCACCAGUUCGUAAAGCUCUCAGUUACUACGUCGACAUGGGACAAACCAUGGAAAAAGAGCUGAAGAAGAAGAACUCACGAGAAGAGAAUGAUAAACAACAAGUCGUUGAUCACAUACGGAAAGAGCGAGAUAAAGAAACAGCGAUCCUAAUCAAUGGAAGGACCAACAAUAAAUCAUAACAUUAUGAGUAUCAUACUUAGAGCGCAUGCAGUAAAACCAUGAAAUAAAAACAAAGUUGAUACAGACAAAUAGUAGCUAUUUAGUGACUAAUAGUUGCU